AUGUCAGUUGAAGAAGUCAGUCAAAAAUUAGAAACUGUCUCAGUCAGUGAUGAUACGCCAAAGACUGUUUUAACUGAUAGUAAUAACUUUGAAGUUAAACAUCCUUUGAACUCUAAAUGGACUUUAUGGUACACUAAACCAGCUGUCGAUAAGUCUGAAUCAUGGUCCGAUUUGUUACGUCCAGUUACGAGUUUCGAAACUGUCGAAGAGUUUUGGGCAAUCAUUCAAAAUAUCCCUGAACCACAUGAAUUACCUUUGAAAUCAGAUUACCAUGUUUUCCGUGGUGACAUUAGACCAGAAUGGGAAGAUACUGCCAACUCUAAAGGUGGUAAGUGGUCUUUCCAAAUCAGAAGUAAAGGUAGCGAAAUUGAUGAAUUGUGGUUAAGAACUUUAUUAGCUGUCAUUGGUGAAACUAUUGAUGAAGAAGAAUCUGAAAUUAACGGUGUUGUCUUAAGCAUUAGAAAAGGUGGUAACAAAUUUGCAUUAUGGACUAAAUCUGAAAAUGAACAAGCUUUACGUAACAUUGGUGCCAAAUUCAAGCAAGUUUUGAAGUUGACUGAAGAUGGUCAUUUGGAAUUCUACCCACAUUCCUCUGCUAACAACAGAAACGCCCAACCAACAAUUACCUUGUAA
This is a messenger RNA of Naumovozyma dairenensis CBS 421, 633 nucleotides long. RefSeq names its product translation initiation factor eIF4E (gene CDC33). The record is from RefSeq and is a predicted model, not a curated record. Gene Ontology annotation, cellular component: eukaryotic translation initiation factor 4F complex; cytoplasm. Bases 1 to 633 code for a protein of 210 amino acids. Gene Ontology annotation, molecular function: RNA 7-methylguanosine cap binding; translation initiation factor activity. Lineage: Eukaryota; Fungi; Ascomycota; Saccharomycetes; Saccharomycetales; Saccharomycetaceae. The transcript has a single exon. Gene Ontology annotation, biological process: translational initiation.